Molecule: messenger RNA, 2332 nt
Organism: Aethina tumida (small hive beetle)
Lineage: Eukaryota; Metazoa; Arthropoda; Insecta; Coleoptera; Nitidulidae
Gene: Hsp60A
Product: heat shock protein 60A
Exons: 5
Coding region: 260-1984 (574 amino acids)
Biological process (GO): protein import into mitochondrial intermembrane space; mitochondrial unfolded protein response; apoptotic mitochondrial changes
Cellular component (GO): mitochondrial matrix; mitochondrial inner membrane
Molecular function (GO): ATP binding; protein-folding chaperone binding; ATP-dependent protein folding chaperone
Source: RefSeq, a predicted model, not a curated record
UUUUGUUGAUAUUUGUCAAAUGAAUCAGAUUGACGUGAAUCGAUUCUUACUGAAAUUUAAGUCUUUAUCGUAAUUUGAACAUUUUUCGUAAAACCGUGUCGCCAUCUAGCGCGAUUCGUCUCAAGCGCCAAUUAUCCCGUCCGGCUUUAUCGCCAGUGUGGUGAAAAUUCUCGAACAUCUCGAGCAGGGCGACAGAACCGACGGAGCCGGCAUUUUUUCACUCGAUUCCAAUUAGAACAGUACCAGAAACGAAAAAAAGAUGUAUCGAUUGCCAGUAGCAGUGCGUUCGGUGGCGCUCCGCAAGGCCGCACAGGCACAACAGGUGCAGAGAUGGUACGCGAAAGAUGUCAGGUUCGGGCCGGAGGUCCGGGCUCUCAUGCUCCAGGGGGUGGACGUCUUGGCCGACGCCGUCGCCGUCACCAUGGGUCCAAAGGGCCGUAAUGUGAUCAUUGAACAGUCGUGGGGUUCCCCGAAAAUCACCAAAGACGGCGUGACCGUCGCCAAAGGCGUCGAGCUGAAAGACAAGUUCCAAAACAUCGGCGCCAAACUGGUGCAGGAUGUGGCCAACAACACGAACGAGGAAGCCGGUGACGGAACCACCACCGCCACCGUGCUGGCCCGUUCCAUCGCCAAAGAAGGUUUCGAGAACCUUGGAAAAGGCGCCAACCCUGUCGAAAUCAGAAAAGGCAUCAUGAUCGCCGUAGAAAAGAUCACCGAAAGCCUCAAGGCUUUGUCCAAACCCGUGACCACUCCUGAAGAAAUCUGCCAAGUGGCCACCAUCUCCGCCAACGGAGACAAGUCCAUCGGUAACUUGAUCGCCGACGCCAUGAAACGCGUUGGCAAGGAAGGCGUCAUCACCGUUAAGGACGGCAAAACCCUUAACGACGAGCUGGAGAUCAUUGAAGGCAUGAAGUUUGACCGCGGGUACAUCUCCCCGUACUUCGUGAACACCGCCAAGGGUGCCAAGGUUGAAUACCAGGACGCCCUCGUGUUGCUGAGCGAAAAGAAGAUCUCCUCGGUGCAGAGCAUCGUCCCCGCCUUAGAAAUCGCCAACGCCCAAAGAAAGCCACUGAUCAUCGUCGCUGAGGACGUCGACGGCGAAGCCUUGACCACCUUGGUCGUCAACAGGCUGAGAAUCGGCCUCCAAGUCGCCGCCGUAAAGGCCCCAGGCUUCGGAGACAACCGCAAGUCCACCCUCCAAGACAUGGCCAUCGCCACCGGCGGCAUCGUCUUCGGAGACGACGCCAACAUUGUCAAGCUCGAGGACGUGAAACAGUCCGACCUGGGACAAAUCGGCGAAAUCGUCAUCACCAAGGACGACACCUUGAUGCUUAAAGGCAAGGGCAAAAAGGAAGACAUCGACAGACGUGCGGAACAAAUCAGGGACCAAAUCGAGAACACCACCUCGGAAUACGAAAAGGAGAAGCUCCAGGAACGUUUGGCCCGCCUGGCUUCCGGCGUCGCUGUCUUGAAGGUCGGCGGCAGCAGCGAAGUCGAGGUUAACGAGAAGAAGGACAGAGUGACCGACGCCUUGAACGCCACCCGUGCCGCCGUCGAGGAAGGUAUCGUGCCCGGUGGUGGUACCGCCUUGCUCAGAUGCGCCUCCAGCUUGGACUCCAUCAAGCCCGCCAACAACGACCAGUCCAUCGGUAUUGAGAUCGUGAAGAGGGCGCUGAAGGUACCAUGCAUGACGAUCGCCAAAAACGCCGGCGUGGACGGCGCCACCGUCGUUGCCAAGGUGGAACAGAACUCCGGAGACUUCGGUUAUGACGCCCUCAACAACGAAUUCGUCAACAUGUACGAACGCGGUAUCAUUGACCCCACUAAGGUUGUGAGAACUGCGAUAGUGGACGCGUCAGGAGUAGCCUCUUUGUUGACCACCGCCGAAGCCGUGAUCACAGACAUUCCAAAGGAAGAACCAGCCGUGCCCGGUGGCGGCAUGGGCGGUAUGGGUGGAAUGGGCGGCAUGGGCGGCAUGAUGUAAAUUAAUUAAAAAAAAAACACACCCCGUCAAUGUUCAAAAUCUAGUGCAGUGUCUGGAAGGGAAAGACUACAAUUGCCAAAAGCUUCCAUUAUUAAUUUUUGGCAAUUUCGUAUGAGUGAUAAUGUUCGUGUUAAGUGUUGUUAUUUUUUUAACGCGAAUGGUGUGAAUAUAUAACGUGGAUUUUUAUACAAAGCGAAUCACAAAGUUGAGACUGUUCAUAGGCAUUGUCAUUCAUUAUCAUUUGUAAAUCAACUUUGUCAAUGAUCUGAUCAAUGUCAGUGCAUUUAUUUAGAUUUUUGUUCUAAAAUGUCGAUGUACGUUGUUAAUAAAAUAUUGUUAAUUUUUUAA